Molecule: messenger RNA, 8236 nt
Organism: Orcinus orca (killer whale)
Lineage: Eukaryota; Metazoa; Chordata; Mammalia; Artiodactyla; Delphinidae
Gene: MPRIP
Product: myosin phosphatase Rho interacting protein
Exons: 25
Coding region: 308-7531 (2407 amino acids)
Biological process (GO): actin filament organization
Cellular component (GO): actin cytoskeleton
Molecular function (GO): actin filament binding
Source: RefSeq, a predicted model, not a curated record
CCCCGCGCGCUGGCCUGUCGCUCCCUCGCGCGCGCCUGCCGCCCUGGAGUGCGCCCGGCGUUCCGCUCCCCUUCGCUGCGGCCGAGGGCGGUGCGGGCACCGAGCGCGGGGAUCGGCGGGGCGGCGGCGGGAGUGGGAGUGGGCGCGCGAGGCCGCGUCCAUGGGCCCGGGACCGGCGGGCGGCGGCGGCGGCGGCGGCGCGGGCGGGCGGCGGGGGCCGCGCGCUCUGUGAGGCGCCGGCCUGCGUGCGCGGCUGGAGGCGGCGGCCGGGGAUGCGGCGGUGCCCGGCCUGAGCCCGUUCCCGGCCAUGUCGGCGGCCAAGGAGAACCCGUGCAGGAAAUUCCAGGCCAACAUCUUCAACAAGAGCAAGUGUCAGAACUGUUUCAAGCCCCGCGAGUCGCAUCUGCUCAACGACGAGGACCUGACGCAGGCAAAACCCAUUUAUGGUGGCUGGCUGCUCCUGGCUCCAGAUGGGACUGACUUUGAUAACCCAGUGCACCGAUCUCGGAAAUGGAAGCUGUGCAGCCAGCGUGCCUCAGAGGCAGGCUUGUCAGGCGCAGGGGCUCGGCAAGUGGAGACGGGCCAGAACCCUCCCGACACCCUCUGUGUUCCGUUGCAGAAAUGGCAGCGCCGGUUCUUCAUCCUCUACGAGCACGGCCUCUUGCGCUACGCCCUGGAUGAGAUGCCCACAACCCUCCCUCAGGGCACAAUCAACAUGAACCAGUGCACAGACGUGGUGGAUGGGGAGGGCCGCACGGGCCAGAAGUUCUCCCUGUGCAUUCUGACCCCCGAGAAGGAGCACUUCAUCCGGGCAGAGACCAAGGAGAUCAUCAGCGGCUGGCUGGAGAUGCUCACGGUCUAUCCCAGGACCAACAAGCAGAACCAGAAGAAGAAGCGGAAGGUGGAGCCCCCCACGCCACAGGAGCCAGGGCCGGCCAAGAUGGCUGUCACCAGCAGCAGCAGCAGCAGCAGCAUCCCCAGUGCUGAGAAGGUUCCCACCACCAAGUCCACACUCUGGCAGGAAGAAAUGAGGGCCAAGGACCAGCCCGAUGGGAGCAGCCCGAGUCCAGCUCAGAGUCCCAGCCAGAGCCAGCCUCCUGUGGCCAGCACCCUGCGGGAGCCAGGGCUGGAGAGCAGAGAUGAGGAGAGCACCUCGAGCAGCGAGCGUGUGGACUGUGGCCGCAAGGUCCGGGUGGAGAGCGGCUACUUCUCCCUGGAGAAGACCAAGCAGGACGCGAAGGCCGAGGAGCAGCCGCUGCCGCCGCCGCUCUCCCCGCCCAGCCCCGGCACUCCCACCAACAGGUACAGUGGCUCCGGCCCGCCCUCCCGGGAGCUUGGCCGUCCCCUUCCUCCCCCAGGUCCUCAGCCCUCUGGCCGAACCGUCUGCAGUGGCUCCUUCGGCUCCCUGGACACAGCCAGCCGGCCCCCUACCCACGUGGACUCCGGCAGCGCUGGGGGGCGGGGUGCAGAGAGACCGGGGCGCGCCUCUGCCUUUAAAGCCAGCAGGCAGUAUGCCACCCUGGCCGACGUCCCUAAGGCCAUCAGGAUCAGCCACCGAGAAGCUUUCCAGGUGGAGAGAAGGCGGCUGGAGCGUAGGACUCGGGCCCGAAGCCCUGGCAGGGAAGAGGUGGCCCGUCUGUUUGGCAACGAGCGGAGGAGGUCCCAGGUAAUAGAGAAAUUUGAGGCCUUGGACAUCGAGAAGGCAGAGCACAUGGAGACCAACGUGUCAGCCGGGCCCUCGCUGUCCAGCGACACUCGCCAGGGCCGGAGCGAGAAGAGGGCCUUCCCCCGGAAGCGGGACCUCCCCAGCGAAGCUCCUCUCCCGGACGCCUCGGCCUCCCCCCUGUCUCCACACCGAAGAGCCAAGUCACUGGACAGGAGGUCCACGGAGCCCUCCCUGACGCCCGACCUGCUGAACUUCAAGAAAGGCUGGCUGACCAGGCAGUAUGAGGAUGGCCAGUGGAAGAAACACUGGUUUGUCCUUGCUGAUCAAAGCCUGAGGUUCUACAGGGACUCGGUGGCUGAGGAGGCGGCCGACUUGGAUGGGGAGAUAGACUUGUCUACAUGUUAUGAUGUCACGGAGUACCCAGUGCAGAGGAACUAUGGCUUCCAGAUCCAUACAAAGGAGGGCGCCUUCACCCUCUCUGCUAUGACGUCUGGAAUCCGGCGGAAUUGGAUCCAGACCAUCAUGAAGCACGUCCACCCGAUCUCUGCCCCCGACGUGACCAGCUCGCUGCCGCAGGGCAAAGACCGGAGCAGCUCCCCCUCGGAGACGAGGCUGCGGGAGAAGCAGGACGGGGAGCCCGGGGAGCCAGACCCCGAGCAGAAGCGGAGCCGGGCCCGUGAGCGCAGGCGGGAGGGCCGCUCCAAGACCUUCGACUGGGCUGAGUUCCGCCCCAUCCAGCAGGCCCUGGCCCAGCAGAGAGCCGGCGCCCCGGGGCCUGCCACCACACGGCCCGAGGCGGAGCCCGGCGAGCUGGAGAGGGAGCGUGCGCGGCGGCGGGAGGAACGGCGCAAGCGCUUUGGGGCGGUGGACGUGGCUGACGGGCCCAGCAUCGACGACACAGCCCUGCGCAUGGAGGUCGACCGGGGCCCGGGGCCGCCCGCGACCGCCGACCUCAGGACCCAGAACGUGCACGUGGAGAUCGAGCAGCGGUGGCAUCAGGUGGAGACCACCCCUCUCCGGGAGGAGAAACAAGUGCCCAUUGCCCCCCUGCACUUGUCCUCUGAGGAUGGAAGCGACCGACUGUCCACGCCCGAGCUGACCUCUGUGCUGGAGAAGGAGUUGGAGCAGAGCCAGAAGGAGGCCUCAGACCUUCUAGAGCAGAACCGGCUGCUGCAGGACCAGCUGAGGGUGGCUCUGGGCCGGGAGCAGAGCGCCCGGGAGGGCUAUGUGCUGCAGACUGAAGUGGCCACCUCCCCGUCCGGCGCCUGGCAGAGGCUCCACAGAGUCAACCAGGAUCUGCACGGCGAGCUGGAGGCCCAGUGCCAGCGCCAGGAGCUCAUCACGCGGCAGAUCCAGGCCCUGAAGCGCAGCUACGGGGAGGCCAAGGACGCGAUCCGGCACCACGAGGCCGAGAUCCGGAGCCUCCAGGCGCGGCUUGGCAAUGCCGCGGCCGAGCUCACCAUCAAGGAGCAGGCACUGGCCAAGCUCCAGGGCGAGCUGAAGCUGGAGAAGGACAAGGUCCGCGAGCAGCUGGAGGAGCGGCAGCACAGCGAAGCCGCGCUCAACGCCCAGCUGCGCGCCAGCGAGCGGAAGCUCCAGAGCGCGGAGGCCCUGCUGCUGGGGAGGACGCAGGAGCUGCGGGACCUGGAGAGGCAACAGGCGCUGCAGCGGGACCGGCAGAAGGAGGUGCAGAGGCUGCAGGAGCGCAUCGCCGACCUCAGCCAGCAGCUCAGCGCCAGCGAGCGGGCCCAGAGGCUGAUGGAGGAGAAGCUGCAGAGGAACUACGAGCUGCUGCUGGGGAGCUGUGAGCGGGAGAAGCAGGAGCUUCUGCAGAGCCUGAAGGAGGCAGAGGACAGGGCCAGCGCCUUCGAGGACCGGCUCCAGGACCACGAGCAGCAGAUGGAGGUCCUGCAGAAGGAGAAGCUGAGUGCCAAGUCCGAGGGCAGUGAGGUGGUGCACCGGCUGGAGGAGCAGCUGGAGAUGAAGGAGGCCAGCAUCCAGAAGCUGGCCGAGCACGUCCAGAGCCUCCGAGACGAGCGGGACCUGAUCCGACAGCGCUUCCAAGAGCUGAUGGGCCGUGUCGCCUUGUCCGACGGGGACGUGGCUGCGCUUGAGGAGAAGCUGAAGGGGAGGGAGGCUGACUACCAAAGCCUGGAGCGCUCCUACAGGAGGGUGGCCAGCCAGCUCCAGGGCGCGCACACGCGGCUCCGGGAGAAGGAGGAGGAGCUGAGGUGCAUCCAGGACACGCACGAGAAGGCGCUGGCGAGGAAAGAGCGGGAUCUCCAGGAUGUGCUGGUUAAGAUGACUGUCUUGGGGAGCAGCUUAGAGGAAACAGAAGUGAAGCUCCAGGCAAAGGAGUCCUCAGAGGACGCCGAGGAGCCACGGAGCUUCUUGGAAGAAGCCGAGGAGGAGGACGGCGUCGCGCGUUCGGGCCCACAGCUCCAGGCUGCCAGCUCACCUCCGGGGGCUGCCCUGGGGGAGGAGCACAGGGACAGCAGCCCCAGGAGAGAAAAGAGCCCAGUGCCCCCAAGGUCGGAAGUGUCCGACAGGGAGGGGCACCUGCAGAGCACCUCAAAGCCCGACCAGGGAGCACCCGGCCUUAAGAGGCAAAGAAUCCGGUUCUCCACGAUCCAGUGCCAAAAGUACACCCACCCUGACGGGUCUGAGAGGACCUGGACCAGCAGCACGUCCUCUGACACCAGUCAGGACCGCUCACCCUCGGAGGAAAGCAUGUCGUCGGAGGCCACCCCCAGCUCGCUCCCAGCGACCAGCGACUCGGACACCUACCUGUCCAUCAUCCACUCCCUGGAGACCAAGCUCUACGUCACCGAGGAGAAGCUCAAAGAUGUGACAGUGAAGCUGGAGAGCCAGCAGGGCCAGAGCCAGGAGGCCCUGCUCGCUCUGCACCAACAGUGGGCUGGCACCGAGGCGCGGCUGCGCGAGCAGCUCCGUGCCAGCCUGCUCCAGGUCGCCGCGCUGGCCUCCCAGCUGGAGCAGGAGAGACAGGCGAGGGCGGAGGUGGUUGAGAACCACGUGGAGGAGCUCGGUGACUUCCGGGUGAAGAACAGCCAGGCCCUGGCUUGCCUGGAAAGCUGCCGGGAACAGCUGCGGUCGCUGCCGGCUGACGCGGGGGCAGGGCUCCUGGCCGGCGUGGAAAGCUUGCUGGUCGGCGCCAUCCAGGCCCUGUGUCACCAGCCACCUCCCACAGGGGAGGCGGGUUUCUCGGAGGAAGAAAAAGCGACCUCACGGCAGCCACCAUACCUGCCGGAGCUGAGCGACCAGGAGCAGCUCCAGCUCCUUUCUGAUCAGAUAGCUCUGGAAGCCACGCUGAUAGACCAGAUAGCAGACUCACUGAAAAACACCACCUCCGAUAUCUCGCACGUGCUCCUCGAGAUCUCUCAGUCCGGAAAGUGGCCGCUGGAGUCCGAAAGUACCGUGGCCUGUCCUGGGGCCCCAGUGGAUGCCUGGGCCAAGAAGGUGCUGGUGGAUGGAGAAUUCUGGAGCCAGGUCGAGUCCCUGAGCCGGCACCUGGAGACGCUGGGCGGAGAGGCAGCCAGUGCCUCGGGAGGUGGGCGGCCAAACGCCCCGCCAGCCCCGGUCGCUGCCCUGGCCGACGCCACGUGGGUCAGGGCGGAGCUCAGCCUUGCCGUGCAUUCGGUGAGGGGGUCCCUCCAGCGCAGGCUGCAGAGCAUCCAGGAGACCCUGCAGGGGACACAGGCAGCCCUGCAGCAGCACAAGCGCAUGCUGGGGGAGAUCCUAGGGGCCUACCAGACACCCGACUUCGAGAGAGUGAUGCUGCAGGUCUCGGAAACCCUCCAGCUUCCAGCAGGUGCCGGAGAUGGUGUCCAGGUGUCCUGGACUGGGAGCCUGCCGGAAGAAGUACCAAGUCAUCCGGACCCAGCUGGCUCGCAGGCUCUCUGUCCCUUGUCCAGCCAGAGCUCUGGGGCCUUGCUUGCUAUUCAGGAAGAGCUCGCCCUGCAGCUUAAGGAUAAGGCCAGUCUCUUGGGAGAGAUCUCUGCCACUUUAACCUCACUUCUCUCUGUGGAGGCAGUGCGAGACUGUCAGAAGCUUCUCCAGGCAUCCCGGCAUCUCUCCCGUAGCGCUUGUCUGGGAGGCCUCGGCCAGUAUUCUUCCUUAUUAGUUCAAGAUGCGAUUAUUCAGGCUCAGGUGUGUUACACAGCCUGCAGGAUCCGCCUGGAGUAUGAAAAGGAGCUCCGGGGCUACAGGGAGUCCUGGUCGGGCGGGGGGGCCUCCUGUCAGGAGCACGAGCACGCUGUGGGGGCCCUGAGGGAGGAGUACGAGGGGCUUCUCCGCAAGCAGAAGAGCGAGUACCUGGAGCUGAUCGCCAUCGUUGAACGGGAGAACGCGGAGCUCAAGACCAAGGUCGCCCAGCUGGGCCAGCAGCAGAGGCGUCUGGAAGAGGGGCAGAGUGAGCGCCUGGCUGCCCCACGAGGGUGGUUUGAGGAGUGGAAGGUCAGCUACACAGGGGAGCGGCUGAGCCGGGCGGAGGGUGCGCCGCAGACUGCGCGCGGCAGGGUCCUGAGCCAGCUGGAUGCCUUGGCGGGGGACAGGCAGGACUUGGAGAGGCAGCCUGUGGACCAGGUGCAGACCCUGGAGGACAAGUUCCAGCUCAAGAUCAGGGAGCUGCAGGCCAUCCAUGAGGAGGAGCUGCGGGCCCUGCAGGAGCAUUACUCUCAGACGCUGCGGUGCCUGCAGGAGACCCUGCACCACUACCAGGGGCGGCCCCCUGCCGCCCCACCAGACCACGGACCCCCGUCCUCCAGCCGGCCAGCUGAGGGGGAGGCCGACUCCAUGAUGGGGCUGAAGGGGCGCAUCCAGGAGUUGGAGGCCCAGGUGGACGUCCUGCGGGAAGCGCUGGAGCACAAGGACCUGGCGGGUGGCGCGGCCUCACUGCGGGAAGAGCGCCAGAGGGACUUUGAGAGCCUCAAGGCCACGUGCGAGCGAGGGUUUGCAGCCAUGGAAGAAACACACCAGAAGAAGAUCGAAGACCUGCAGAGACAGCACCAGCGGGAACUGGAGAAACUGCGGGAGGAGAAAGACCGCCUCCUGGCUGAGGAGACCGCGGCCACCAUCUCAGCCAUCGAAGCCAUGAAGAAUGCCCACCGCGAGGAGAUGGAACGGGAGCUGGAGAAGAGCCAGCGGUCCCAGAUCAGCAGUGUCAAUGCGGACAUCGAUGCCCUGCAGCGGCAGUACCUGGAGGAGCUGCAGUCUGUGCAGCGCGAGCUGGAGGUCCUCUCUGAGCAGUACUCGCAGAAGUGCCUGGAGAACGCCCACCUGGCCCAGGCGCUGGAGGCCGAGCGGCAGGCCCUGCGGCAGUGCCAGCGCGAGAACCAGGAGCUCAACGCCCACAACCAGGAGCUGAACAACCGCCUGGCUGCUGAAAUCUCACGGCUACGGACGCUGCUGACCGGGGACGCCGGUGGCGAGGCUGCUGGUUCACCUCUCACGCAGGGCAAGGACGCCUAUGAGUUAGAGGUCUUAUUGCGCGUCAAGGAGUCAGAAAUUCAGUACCUGAAACAGGAGAUCAGCUCCCUCAAGGAUGAGCUACAGACGGCGCUGCGGGACAAGAAGUACGCUAGUGACAAGUACAAGGACAUCUACACAGAGCUCAGCAUCGUGAGGGCGAAGGCCGACUGUGACGUCAGCAGGCUGCAGGAGCAGCUGAAAGCCGCAACCGACGCACUGGGUGAAAGGUCACCGGAACACACCCCCGUGUCCGGCUACGAUAUAAUGAAGUCUAAAAGCAACCCUGACUUCUUGAAGAAAGACAGAUCCUGCGUCAGCCGACAGCUCAGAAGCAUCAGGUCCAAGUCCGUAAUUGAGCAGGUCUCAUGGGAUAACUGAAACGACCCGCUUCCCGGUCCCUUGUCGUGUAGAGUCUGAAGGAAGGCCUGACGGUGCAAGAUCGCCUGAAGCUCUUUGAGUCCAGGGACCUGGAGCGCGACUAGCUGCUCCCACGCAGCUCAGACGCACCCUCCCUGGCCCGCGGCCGCCACCCUCGUCUGUACCUUCGAUUUCUGUUAUCGUUAUCGUUGUUAUCGCCCUCAGUAACUGUGGUAUGGAUGCAUGAGAGACUGGUCUGUGGGUUGCUCACAUCACCCCUGUUGUGUUUACCGAAGCUUUUCCCCAUGGUUUUCUACGACCAGCCCAGCCGAGGGGCCGAGCGCAUGUGGCUCUCCCCCGUUGCCCCCGCGCUCAUGUCAGUAUUAAGGCCCAGCAGCCUGCGAUAAGCUAGCUCUGUCUCGCCUAGUGCGCGGUGGGGUCAGGGCCCGGGCGGGUCCCUGGGAGAGAACCGGCCACGAGGCGUGGAGGCGUGUGCUGCGGUCCCAGCGCGGAUAGCUGGUAGCCUGCGGGGGGGGGGAGCGUGGCCUAGAACCUUGGAUGUACCACCUUUGGGCUUCAGAGGAGGACAGCAUUUUGUAUUUGUUCCACUAAUGCCGCUUAGAACCACACCCCAGAUACUCGUGGUAAACCUUUCACAACCUGGAACAUGUUGAAAGCAGCCAUUCCUAUUUUUGUUUGUUUUUUAUUAAAUCUUGCACAAAACCA